UAACGAUAGCUGCUGUUAAAUAAACAAUUAAAAUUAUUAUCCGAUUCUACAGUAUCAACCGCAGCUGUAGUACAAGGAGAAUAAUUGAUACUUGAUGAUGAUAAUAAUAAUAGGUAAUAAUGUUGAAAAAUAAAAAUUCUAGAACGGAGUAACAAGUGAUAAAAAGUGCGUCGAUCGCCAAUCAUGAAUUAUGUUUUAAUUUCGUGUCGGACACAUGGAAUCGGUCACAAUACUCUCGACUAGGAAAUAGUAACUAUGUUUUUUAGUUAAAUACCACAACAUGAAGUCAACAGCAAAACCUGAUUAUGACAGACGAUUUCAAGAAGACCUGGAAAAGGCACAAGCGUUGAGCAUGGAAACAUUGGCUUUAGAGAAGUUCCGUAAUCAAAAAUUGCAAUCUGAAUCUCUAACUUAUAGUGGAAAUAGUACUGUGUGCAGUAGCAGUACGCAAAAAUCUACUGUGGAGUCAACUCGAUCAAUGUCUCUUUCAGAAAAAAACGUUUAUUGCACCGAGCUAUCUAGAUCGCGACCGAGGCCUGGAUCGUUUAACACAGGCGAGCUACUGGUGCCAAGGAUAAAACCACCUCCUCGACGUAAUACUACUGUAGCCAUUCCAAAAAGUAGUACUAAUGAGUCAAUAAACGAUUUAGUCAGUCUUGAUUCACCGCCCAUUGAUGAUCUCAUGAAUAAUUUAGAGCCAUUCAAUUUUCUAAAUAGCAGGAACAAUUCGAUUUGUGCAAGUGAUAGUAACUCGACAUUCCAGAAUCAUAGUGUUAUCAAUAACACGAAUAAACAAUGUAUAAGUAGUGCUGAACAACCUGUUGCUAGCGGAUCGCAAAUUCUCCAACAAAAUCUAGAAAAACUGUAUCAAGGGUCUUUUCCUUCUACAAACCUAACUACUCUUCCAUCAGCAGGUUACCAAAUCACAGUUCCUCAACAAUACUCCCGGCAGGAGAUUUCCUAUAGUGGCUGGACUGCUAACAAUAUAUCUCACACCAAAGCUUCAAGUUGUAGUGAAAAUAACGUACAAUCGCAGACUCUACAGGCCGUAGUAAAACCCACUAUUUUAGCUUCGUCUUUAACCAAAAAACAAAAUAACAAUAACCUCAUCGAUUUAAAUAUUUUCGAUGGCUCUGAAAACUUCAACAAGAACUUUUGUGCAAAUGUCAGAACUAGUGUUCUCGAAGCGUUUGACCCACUGCUUUACGGAGAAUUGAGUGUAAAUACUACGACAGAAACCGAUUCGGAUAAGAAUGGAUCGUUUUACGCUACUUACGAUCCGUUUGACUACAUGUAUUCUCCAUCGGUAUCAUCCCAGACAUCAGAUCCUAUAUACGCUGCCGUUAUAAAAACACCUAUCCAUUCUCCACCACCGUUACCGCCGAGAAGUUCUCUGACACCUAAAGAAUCAAAAGUUUGCAAAAGUUUGACCUAUGAAAAUGUGGGGUUAGUUAAACGAUCGUCAGUGCUUCAUGAUCCAGAUGUUGUCGCUUUUCAUGCUAUGGUCAAACAAAUUAGAAAAAAAUUUGUCUACACUGAUUUGAGUACAAAUGCUGGUAUAAUUGUUUGUUCUAAAUUUGAAAACAAUCUCCACGAAACGACCAGUACCAAGUUUAUUGUGCAUUGCGAACCAAUUAGAAGUACACCGAUUAUAUUUACUUGUGACGUGGGAAGUAGUGUAGAACAUGUAAUAUCACAAGUAAUUUGUGAACUAGAACUUGAGGAUGCACACCAUACAGACUAUUUUCUUAAAGUUAAAGAUUUUUUCGAAUACUUGUUACCAAUGAAUACUCCGAUUAUUAAUUUUGAAUGCAUACAUGAGUGUAUAAAAUUAGAUGCAGACAUUGAACUCAGUCUUGUUCAUAAAGAUGAAGUUAUUUGUCUUUAUGCUAGACAGUCCCAAGACGAUGUUUGUGACAAUGAGUUAGUGCUAAAUGAUUUAUGCCCUAAUGAAGUUUCACAACCAAUUACGCACGACACUCUUAAAAUUCUUCUUGAUACACUCGAUGGUGAAAUGCUUAAAAUACAAGAUCAUGCUGUGUCGCUGUUCAAAAAACGAACUAAUACGCCAUUACAGCCAAAUGGUGUACAGCAGGCAAUCAAAGCGUUGACUGCGUUUUUAGGCAACAUUGAACCAUUGGAUAUAACGUUGGCAUUGAACAAUUUUAUUUUGUCUUGUAAUGAAAUAUCGAAUUUCACCCAGCAAGAUUUGUAUGGUAAAAGAACUGAAGUGAUCAUGGAUGAUGGUUCAGAUUAUUCGGUAGUGAGGUUAAAAUUCAACGAAUCUGAAAAAAUUGAUUACAUUGCUGAUUUAUGUUCAAAAAUUAAAGAAAACGUUCAAACAUUAAUUGAGAACUAUUGCAAAGCUUUCAAAGUAGACUUUCAAUUGAAUUUCACGUCUUCUCAGUUGUCGGGGGUUAAAUUGUCUUCCGAGGUGCUGGAUAAUGUAGUGGUGUACAUUAGUGGGUUACAUAGAUUAUUUCCAUCUUGGAGCCAUGAUGAAUAUUUGGUCGCUGCUCAGAUAUAUCACGGAACUAGGCCGAUCGGUAGUACGGUUCUUUCCAAAGCUGUUGUAGCAGAAUAUUCGUUAUACAAACGGGUGGUGUUUGAUUCAUGGUUGGAGUUUGACAAUAUGAGUGUGUGUUUAUUACCCAGAGAAUGCCGUCUGGUUUUAGUUGUUUAUGGAAGAACAUUUAAUACGGAAGGUCAAGAUACAUCGGCUACUGUUUCUCAAACCGAACUUGGCUGGGCUUCAUUGCAGUUUUUUAACGUUGAAGGCGAAUUUUCUCAGGGCAAGCAUUUACUCUCACUAUGGCCACCGUGCGCGGACAAACGUCUUGGACCAGCUCCAGCUCCGGGCACCCAUCCUUAUAGUCACUCCCACCCAGUUCUCAGUGUUGAUAUCCAAGAGUUUGAUUCGACAAUAAUGUUUCCUGUAUUUCAAGACAGUAAUCAAAUCGUUAACGACAGGUUUGAUUUCAACAGUUUGGAUCUGAACACUCAAGAACAGUUAUUAGAUAUAAUUUACCAAGAUACGUUUACUAGGCCGUUAUCAGAAGACAGAGAAGUGUUAUGGGAAAAGAGAUAUUACUUAUUAUCAAAACCGGAAGCACUACCCAAAGUGUUGUUAGCUGCUCAUAGUUGGGAUUACGCUUGUUUGGCCGAUUUACAUUCUAUGCUCAAAACUUGGGCUCCCAUUGAUCCCUUAGACGCCUUACAGUUGUUUUUACCAUGUUUUCCUGACAAUGAAGUACGUCGUCUAGCAGUCAAACGGUUGAAAUUGUUGAGUAAUGACCAACUCGUAGAUUUUCUUCCUCAGCUGGUGCAAGCUGUUAAACACGAAACUUAUGAUAACUCUCCUUUAGCCGAGUUUUUGUUAGAAAAAGCUUUGUCGUCACCCAUUAUUGCUCAUACCUUGUACUGGUUACUCAUGCAGCCCCUUCCUGGCCAAUCACCACAAAACACUUAUGACGUUCAAAGUCCCGAUGACAAAACCGUGAGUGAAGCGAGGUACUUCAGGAGGUUGCAGUUACUUCUUAGAGCUUUGAUCGCAACUUGUGGACAAUCUCUUAGGAAGUGUUUCAUGUCUCAACAGCUUUUAAUGAAGGAACUUUACGAAUCUGCAGAAAACCUAAAAGCUAGUAAAGAAUCUCAUCGUCUCAAAGUGCUAGUCAACGAUUUGUUAAAUAUAAAUCAGAAUUUAAAUGACAAUCCUACUUGCUUACCGCUUAGUCCGAGUAUCCAAGUCAACGGCAUUCAAACCAAGUCGUGUAACUACUUUCCCUCCAAUACAUUGCCGUUGAAAAUUAAUUUUACAUCUGUGAUGCCUAACGUCAUUAUUCCAGCUAUUUUCAAAGUAGGAGAUGAUUUGCAACAAGACAUGUUGACUAUCCAGAUCAUACGAAUAAUAGACAAAUUAUGGCUGAAAGAAGGACUAGACUUAAAAAUGGUAACGUUUAAAUGUGUUCCCACUGGAGAAAAGAGAGGUAUGAUUGAAAUGAUAACAAAUGCAGAAACUUUAAGAAAAAUUCAAGUUGAAUUGGGAUUAACUGGUUCGUUUAAAGACCGACCUAUCGCCGAAUGGUUGGCGAAGCAUAAUCCAUCUGCGCUGGAGUAUGAAAGAGCUGUUGCUAAUUUCACUGCGUCGUGUGCUGGCUAUAGUGUAGCUACUUAUAUUCUUGGAAUAUGUGACCGACAUAAUGAUAAUAUAAUGCUGAAAACCACUGGACAUUUAUUCCAUAUUGAUUUUGGAAAAUUCUUAGGAGAUGCUCAAACAUUUGGGAAUUUUAAAAGGGAUCGUACACCGUUUGUUUUAACGUCCGAUAUGGUUUAUGUAAUAAAUGGUGGUGAUAAACCGACCAUCAAGUUCCAUCAUUUCGUCGAUGUUUGCGUUCAGGCAUUUAAUAUUGUUCGCAAACACGGAAAUCUGCUGCUGAACAUAUUUGGACUGAUGGCUUCUUCUGGUAUACCGGGCGUGACAAUGGAUGCAGUUAACUAUGUACAAAAAGCUUUAUUGCCAGAGUUGUCAAACCCAGAGGCCGCAGCAUCUUUCGCUCGCAUGAUCGAAAAUUCAAUUAAAUCUAGAUUUACACAGUUUAACUUCUUCUUGCACAAUUUGGCACAAAUGAGAUUUAACAGUGAACAGAAUGGCACCGAAUUAUUGAGUUUUGUACCAAGAGUUUACACGAUGGCGCAAGAAGGGAAAAUUAAGCGAGUUGACGUAUAUGGCUGCCAAAAACGGUACGAUCCUGAAAAAUAUUAUGUUUACAUUCUAAAAGUGUUCAGAGAAAACCAAAGAGACCCAUCUUAUCUUUUCCGUUCUUACAAAGAGUUCUCUGAAUUUCAACAAAAGUUGCUGCUUUUGUUUCCAUUGGCCAAAUUUUUAAGUUUAUUAAAUACCAGCAUUCAUAUGGGACGAUCGCAUAUUAAACAAGUAGCAGAAAAAAGACGUAUUGAAAUUCAACUAUUUUUGAAUACUUUAUUUCAAAUGGCGCCAGAAGUCGGCCACUCCGAUCUCGUCUACACGUUUUUCCAUCCUCUUUUGCGAGACCAACAAGAGGACAGUAUUGAAGACACGAAAUUGAAAGAGCCUAAACAACCAGCAUAUGUAAGAGAAAAUCGAAUACGCGGACAACUAAAACUGACAUUACACUAUCAACGUGGAGCGUUCAUGAUAAUGGUUCAUCAUGCUAAAGAUUUACCACGUAUAGCAGGAAAUCAAGAACCGUCAACUUAUGUAAAAGUUUAUCUAUUACCUGACCAUAAUAAAGCAACAAAACGUAAGACCAAAGUUGUUAAGAAAAAUUGUUACCCGUCUUUUAUGGAAAUGCUGGAGUAUAGAAUGCCAUUAGAAGUUGUACAAUAUAAAACUUUACAAGCCACCGUUUGGAGCCAUGACGCGCUACAAGAAAAUGAAUUUUUAGGAGGUAUAACUAUAGAAUUGAAUAAUAUUGACUUAUUGUCGGAAACCACAUUAUGGUAUAAUCUGUCGAACAUGUACAGAUAAUGGUGCUUAAUUACAUAAUGGACAGUGUAAUCUUAUUUUGGUUGGAACUUUUAAAUAUAUAAACAAUUUUAUUUUAAUUGGACUUAAAUAUUAGUUUACGUAUGUAUUCAAAACAUUUUUUUUUUUAGUAAAUUAGCAAUAGUUUAUUAUUGAGGAAACCAAAAUUUACCUACUUUUUUUCGUUAUGUUGUUUUAUUUUUUCUUCUGUGGACUAAAUUUUUUUUUUUUGGUGGCGGGAACAAAUGCACUUCUCUUUGUUUAUUUUUCAUUUGAGUUAUAAUCAAUAUGAAUUUCUCUUUAUUGUUUUAUUAUUGUAUUAUGGAAUAAUCUCUCUUUAUAUUUCUCAACAUAAAUAUCGAAUUUAAAACCAAGCAUGACUCGCUAGACAUUUUAUAGCAAAACGAUACUUAAAUGAUGCAUUUUUAUAGGGUUAUUUUUUUAUUAUUAAAUUUAAACGUACGUGGCUCUUAUUUAAUGUAAACUGGAAUAAUUUUUGAUACUUUUGCAUUGAGUCUCGACCGUUAUUAUACUUUUAUUUUAACCAUUAUUUAUUAUUUUAAAUUUUUUUAUCCACUAUUUAAUGAUACCAAUAGCUGAAUUUUACACAAGUGUUUGUAUUUAUCGAAAUACAAUUAUUAUGAUUAUUUAAUAUUAUCAUCCUUAAUAUGAUAAAAAUGUAGUUCAGUUAUAUUCUGC
Adelges cooleyi (spruce gall adelgid) is the source of this 6202-nucleotide messenger RNA. It is a transcript of the gene Pi3K68D, whose product is annotated as phosphatidylinositol 4-phosphate 3-kinase C2 domain-containing subunit beta. Gene Ontology annotation, cellular component: phosphatidylinositol 3-kinase complex; plasma membrane; cytoplasm. The coding region runs from base 281 to 5506 and encodes 1741 amino acids. Gene Ontology annotation, molecular function: phosphatidylinositol binding; 1-phosphatidylinositol-4-phosphate 3-kinase activity; 1-phosphatidylinositol-3-kinase activity. Lineage: Eukaryota; Metazoa; Arthropoda; Insecta; Hemiptera; Adelgidae. The transcript is spliced from 31 exons. Gene Ontology annotation, biological process: cell migration; phosphatidylinositol-mediated signaling; phosphatidylinositol-3-phosphate biosynthetic process. The record is from RefSeq and is a predicted model, not a curated record.